AUGAUUGGUCGAAUUAGUACAAGGAGAUUCUUGUCUAUUACUCCAAGAUUAUUAAAUCAAAAUAAACCUUUAAUUAAACCAAAACAAUCAUUAAUUAAAAAAGUGGUUAAAUAUAGUUUGGGUACAACUAUUUUAGCUGCAAUUGGUUUUACUGGUUUUAUUGGUUAUAAAAUUUAUGAAGAAAGUUCUCCUGUUCAACAACAACCUCAAAGUCCAACUUUUCCAAAUGGACAAAAAAGGAAAACUUUAGUUAUAUUAGGUUCUGGAUGGGGAUCAAUUCCAUUAUUAAAAAAUUUAGAUACUACUUUAUAUAAUGUUGUUAUUGUUUCACCAAGAAAUUAUUUCCUUUUUACUCCGUUAUUACCAAGUGUUCCAACUGGAACUGUUGAAUUAAGAUCAAUUAUUGAACCAGUUAGAUCAAUUACAAGAAGAUGCCCUGGGGAAGUUAUAUAUUUAGAAGCUGAAGCUACUGAAAUUGAUCCAAAGAAUAAUAAAUUAAUUAUUAAACAAUCAACAACUGUUCAUUCAGGUCAUUCAGGUCACGAUACUACAUCUUCAAAAUCAACUGUUUCUGAAUAUACUGGAGUUGAAGAAAUUUCUACGAGUUUGCAUUAUGAUUAUUUAGUUGUUGGUGUUGGUGCGCAACCUUCUACAUUUGGUAUUCCUGGUGUUGCUGAAAAUUCAUCAUUUUUAAAAGAAGUUAGUGAUGCAAGUGCAAUUCGUAAAAGAUUAAUGGAUGUAAUUGAAGCUGCAAAUAUUUUACCAAAAGAUGAUCCUGAAAGAAAAAGAUUAUUACAUGUAGUUGUUUGUGGUGGUGGUCCAACUGGUGUUGAAGCUGCUGGUGAAAUUCAAGAUUAUGUUGAUCAAGAUUUACGUAAAUGGGUACCUGAAGUUAGUGGUGAAAUUAAAGUUACAUUAGUUGAAGCAUUACCAAAUGUUUUAAAUUCAUUUAAUCAAAAAUUAAUUGAUUAUACAAAAGAAGUUUUCAAAGAUACAAAUAUUAAUUUAAUGACUAAUACAAUGAUUAAAAAAGUUAAUGACAAAACUUUAAUUGCGUCACAUAAAAAACCUGAUGGUUCAAGUGAUACUUUAGAAAUUCCUUAUGGUGUUUUAAUUUGGGCAACUGGUAAUGCUGCAAGAUCAUUUACAAGAGAUUUAAUUUCAAAAAUUGAUGAACAAAAGAAUGCAAGAAGAGGUUUAUUAAUUGAUGAAAGAUUAAAAGUUGAUGGUACUGAUAAUAUUUAUGCUCUUGGUGAUUGUACAUUUACAAAAUAUCCACCAACUGCUCAAGUUGCAUUUCAAGAAGGUCAAUAUUUAGCUACAUUAUUUGAGAAAUUAAAUCAAAUUGAUUCAAUUCAGUAUGCAAUUCAAAAUCCAUCAGCUAAUCAGAAUAUUGAAAGAUUAAGUAAAAAAUUAACUAGAUUACAAAAUGAUUUACCUAAAUUUGUGUAUAAUUAUCAAGGUUCAUUAGCUUAUAUUGGUUCAGAGAAAGCUGUUGCUGAUUUAGUUUGGGGUGACUGGUCAAAUAUAACAAGUGGUGGUAAUUUUACAUUUUUAUUUUGGAGAUCUGCUUAUAUUUAUAUGUGUUUAUCAAUUAAGAAUCAAGUUUUGGUUACUUUAGAUUGGAUAAAAGUAGCAUUAUUUGGUAGAGAUUGUUCUAAAGAGUAA
Insectozyma verbasci is the source of this 1668-nucleotide messenger RNA. The record is from the annotation of a GenBank genome assembly. Lineage: Eukaryota; Fungi; Ascomycota; Pichiomycetes; Serinales; Debaryomycetaceae.